CCUGCUGCUUUUUCACGGGGUCCUCCUGCGGGGGCGCGCGGUGCACGGGGGUCCCGACGCACUGUGCGCCUGUUGGCUAGGGGCCCGUGGUGAUGGCGGCCGAGACGGGGGUUCCAGGAGCUCGCUCCCCGCGUCGGCGGCCCCGGCCCUGCCUGUUAGCCGUGAGCGCAGAAGUGCAGCUAGCUGGAAGGGGUUAUCGCUUAAGAAUGGAAGAGGAUGCAGAUUAUAUCCGAUCUAGUUCUGUGUAUUUCAUUAAUGAUCACAUCGGAUUUCACGGCACUAUAAAAAACUCACCAAAGGACUUUAUUGUUACUGAGAUUGAUGAAAAGGGACAGUUAGUCAGUAAGCCCAUUGAUGAGCUUACUACUGAAAGCCACAUUGCUAAGCCACAUAAUUUUGCCAAAAAGCCAAAACUGGAUCUUAAAAAUUCAUCUGUUGAUGAUGGAAAUAAAGAAGUUGACACUUCGGCUAGGUGCUCUGAUGGUGACCCAGGUGACCAGUGUGAUUCAGACCAGGAGGAUAGCCUCAGUGGUGCCACUUCUGAGUGUAAAGGAGAAACAGCUGAUGCACUAAGCUCGUAUUUAGAUGAAAAAACAAAUGAACUCUUGAGUCAGUUCGCCCUUGAAACUAAAGAGAAGUGGAACGCUGGAACUGAGCAAGUCGGACCACCUUCUGAGUUGUUCUUAGGCAUGAUUUCUGGCAAAAGGCGCAGGGUUGCUUUACAUAGUGCUAUUACACAGAAAUUUCCUUUUUUACUAACUACAAUAAAAACCUGUAAAGUUGUUGUAAGACCAAAUCUUAGGUAUAAAGAACUCUGUGACUUGGUGUCUGAAGAAGAAGCAUCUGGCUUUUUUAAAUAUUUGGGUGCAAAGAAAGAAAAUUCCAGGUUUGCUUUUAAGCCUGAUACAAACAAAGAGCGCAGAAGAGCUGUCCACCAUUUUGUAAAUGAAAGGUUUGGGCGCUUGUUGGAAACCGAGUCUUCUGAAUUGGGUUGCUGUGACGGGGAUCAGAAAUUGGUGUUGACAGUAAGAUUUCGUGAAGAAACCCACAGCCACAAGAAGAGUUCUCGGGAGAAAGUUGCACAUACAGCUUUUACCCUACGAAAGGAAAAUGUGGACAUGUUUGAAGCAAUUGAUCAUUUAGCUGCCAAACUUGGUGUGAUUCCUCCGGAUUUUAGUUACACAGGCCUUAAAGACAAGAAAGCCAUAACCUACCAAGCCAUGGUUGUUAGAAAAGUGACUCCUGAGAGGUUGAAAAGUAUUGAAAAAGAAAUUGGAAAGAAGGGAAUGAAUGUGUUUAAUGUCCGAUCUGUGAAUGCAGCUCUGAGACUUGGUCAACAAAAAGGAAAUCACUUUGACAUUGUCAUCAGGAAUGUAAGAAAUUGGAACGGUGAUCCUGUGAACCUGAGAGAGAGGAUUUUGGAGGCCAUAGAAAACGUGAAGGAUAAUGGCUUUGUGAAUUACUAUGGUCCCGAGAGGUUGGAGAAGGAAAGGAAUGUUCACGCUGACCAAAUUGGAUUGGCUUUGUUGAAGGAGGAGAUGGUGAAGUCUGUAAAACUGUUUCUUAGUCCCGAAGACGUGGAUGAUCCUGUAAACAGAGCAAAGAAAUAUUUUCUUCAAACCGAGGAUGCUAAGGGCACACUUGAGCUGAUGCCUGCGUUCAGAGUUCGAGAGAGAGAGCUGUUGGAGUUGCUUCAUCGCUUCAGCCUGACAGAGGAAGGCUGUACCAAUGUGUGGUACUGUCUUCCCUACCACGUGCGCACGGUCUAUGUCUACGCUUACAUCAGCCGAGUCUGGAACGAGGCCGCAUCCUACAGGCUUGAGGCCUAUGGAACCCGCGUGGUGGAGGGCGACCUGGUGUGUCUGGACGACGUCCUUGACCAGGAGCAUUGCCCAAACAGUAAAGUUCAUCUGGUAACCAAGGAAGAGGAAUUGGCUAACACAUAUACAAUAUAUCAGGUGGUUCUCCCAGUGCUUGGCCACAGUACUCAGUACCCAGGGAACCUGGUGGGGCAGUGGUACCAGGAGCUGCUGAGCAGAGACGGGCUACAGACAUGCAGCUUCAGAGUGCCUGCUCUGAAUCUGAAUAUGCCAGGGUGCUACCGGCAGAUCCUGAAGCAGCCCCACAACCUCUGCCACCAGCUCCUGGAGGACCCCAGCUCUGGGGUCAGCAGGGAAGACCCUGCCGGCAGUGCAGUGCCUUUAUGUCUUUGCAUCUCUUUUGACCUUGACGCUUCCUGUUGUGCUACAGUCUUCCUGAAGGAAAUGAUGAAGCAUGACAUUUGAAACUGUCCUGUCUGUGUCGGCUCUGCUGCGACCUUGACCACAUAGCAUCUUCAGGGGCUGACCUUAGGCACCACAGCUUCCGGAGCCCAAGGAACCCAUGAGUGUCCAUGCCUGGAUCUGAGAGCCAUCUCUCACCACAACUUGUGCUCCCUGUUAAGUGGUGCUUCCAUGGCCUUUAUUUGCUGUUAGGAGAAUUACACUCUUUAGAAAUCCUUAGAAACAUCCAAAACCAUGAGAUAAGGUUUAAGGGGAAUUGAGGGGAAGUAAAGUUGGUGUCCUGUAGCUUCUUACUUAGAAUCCUGGUGUACCUAGGUGGCAGUGCAAGCAAGCAUCUUCUGGGGAGAAUGAGCAGUCUGCUCAUUCCUGUGUCCUCACCUGGCUCUGUAGGGCAGGGCCAUCCCAGUAUUCGCGAUGGCCACCCCAAGAUAGGUAUCAUCCCUUUGAGACAAAGACUGAAAUAAAAUUUUUCAUACUGUUCUGCGUCUUGACAUAGACUGGCUCUGUUUACUUCUGUUGUUUCUAGUUUGUAAGACAGAUAGACUUUGCUUAAACAGGUCUGUGCUCAGACCCUGACUCAUGACUUUGGGUGUGUUAGUUUCAGAAGCCAGAGGACUCUACCUUCAUAAGUCGCAAGUGGUAGGACUGUCUCCACCUGCGAAGUUGCUAAGGGAAUAAAACAUUUCGCUUAUUUAACAGUUUGAGUGUUUGGUGAUUUAACUAUCAUCCUUAGCCAUUUGGUGUCUGUUGAACUUGGGGGAGCAGUGACUGGUGUGCAUGGACUGGGAAGACAGUGUUCUUCCAUUGCUGGUGGUAUGAUGCCAUCAUACAGAGUGGUACCCAUCAGCAGUGUGGCAUUUGCAUAGGCUUAGGUCAGCCAAGCCAAUGGGGAUAUUCACAUGAGGAAAUAAAAUUCAAAAGAAGAACCAAAAACUAUCUUUAGUGCAAAAUUUGCUUAUUGCAGCACUUUAAUAUAUAAUGAAAGAAAUUGGAAAUGGUUUCCAAGACCUUAUAAAAUAACCAGAGGAAGUGAAGUGAAAUGCAUCACAGCGUGAUAACAGACGUCAUUUAAAGUGGUUGUUACACUGGGCUACGACACUGCUUCAAUACCAGCAGCAUCCCAUAUUAGAGCUCCUGUUCAAGUCCUGGCUGCUCCCAUCCAGUCCAGCUCCCUGCUAAGGUUCCUGGGAAGACAGCCUGUAAUGGCCCAAGUACUUGGGCCCCUCCUACCCACAGAGGAGCCCAGGAUGGAGUUCCUGGCUUCUGCCUUUAACGUGGCCACUUGGGGAUUGAAUCAGCAGAUGGAAGAUGCCUCCCUGUCUUUCUCUUUCCCUCUUUCUCUGCUUUAUAAAUAAAUAAAUGAUUCCUUGAAAUGAUGACGAAGGAUUUAAUUACAUGAGAAAAUGUUGCCCUCCCAAAACAACACGUGUUAAAAACAG
Lepus europaeus (European hare) is the source of this 3721-nucleotide messenger RNA. It is a transcript of the gene PUS7L, whose product is annotated as pseudouridine synthase 7 like. Gene Ontology annotation, biological process: pseudouridine synthesis. The coding region runs from base 93 to 2285 and encodes 730 amino acids. The transcript is spliced from 9 exons. Gene Ontology annotation, molecular function: RNA binding; pseudouridine synthase activity. Gene Ontology annotation, cellular component: nucleus. The record is from RefSeq and is a predicted model, not a curated record. NCBI's taxonomy places the organism in Eukaryota, Metazoa, Chordata, Mammalia, Lagomorpha, Leporidae.